Molecule: messenger RNA, 5156 nt
Organism: Elgaria multicarinata webbii
Lineage: Eukaryota; Metazoa; Chordata; Lepidosauria; Squamata; Anguidae
Gene: ZDHHC5
Product: zinc finger DHHC-type palmitoyltransferase 5
Exons: 12
Coding region: 1409-3586 (725 amino acids)
Biological process (GO): protein palmitoylation
Cellular component (GO): plasma membrane
Molecular function (GO): palmitoyltransferase activity
Source: RefSeq, a predicted model, not a curated record
UAUUGCUUGGGCCGUGCGAGCGACCGAGUUCCGUGCCUCACGGGGCGGGAGCUAGGCGCGGCGGCACAAGGGACGGUGUUGGCGGGUAAAGGGAGGAGAGGAAGAUGACAAGCUUUUUAAUAAAGUUAAGACUAUUAAAGCAAACAUGAAUGAUUAAGGAUUAAUUUUACUUGUAUGAUGGGAGAAUGACAAUGGAGCAGCUUGGAGCAGACAAAGUUCUCUAGGACAUGGAUGUGAAGGGCUGAGACAGCAUUUUUUAAUUGUUGAUAACAUUUUGGAAUUUUAGGAAGAUGUUAUUUGAAAAUUGAGUCUCCUUAUCUGGAUCUGUUGUAGACACAACUGAUGCAUCAUAAAGAAGCAACUUGAAACUUUAUUUUCUCUUUUUGCAAAUAAAAACUGGACUUGUUGAAGUAUUUGGGGCAUUGUGUACAAGGACACAAAUAAGACUAAAGCACAAGACUAGCCCUCCAACAUGCCCCCAACUCCCCCUUGAAAGAAAAGGAUUUUCAGCUCAACCUUACACCAGCUGUUACCCGGAUUUAGCAGUCAAGAGAGAAACAAACAAAAUUAAACAACAACUGCCAGACAUACAGCCCCAAUUCCUGAUGAAAUCAGGGGAGAGUGCUCUUGCAGUAGAAGAGGACUUUUGUGGGGUGGAAGAAAGAGAUAUGUGCAAGACUGGCAGAUUUCUAGCAGGAUAACCUUUCCCUGAGCAGCUACCAGAAUGCACUGCUGUAUACCAAGCGCAGAUUGAAAAGGAGAAACUUUGCCCCAGAGUUUGCCUUGGAAAUAACUGUGGGCUUUAUGAAAAUAAAACAAUAAAUAAAACACCAAAACCCAGUGGACACCUUGUGUCUUUUAUUGCUCAUCUUCCUUGGCGUGUUCAUCCUGCCCUCUUACAUUAAAAGUUCCAGUUCAGCUACUUCAGUGCUGCAUUUCUCAACUAUUUGUGCCACCUUAAGAAGAAGACCAUCUCCAAAAGCUACUUGAAGGGGGUAUUUUCUUCCAGAACUUACCUGGUGUAAGAACCUGCAUAAUUUCUUCUAGCUCUUCAAUACUAGCAUUUUAAAUUGGAGUACAAGAUUCUAUUUUAUAUUUUUUAAUUCCUCCCCCCCCCCAGGAGUCUUGGGAAUAGUAUUGAAUUCCUUUGGUUGUCAUUUUGAUUCGUAUUUCAGUUUUGAAUAUUACCCUGAUUCAUUAUUUCGUUGAUGUCAGUUCCACCUUUUUCAUACUAUAAAUCUGCUCUGACUUUGAACAGCUAAGUUCAAAAACCUGGAUAAUUGUUUAAACCUUCUCCACUCAUAGUUGCAUUCCUUUUUGAAGGUCCCUUUCCCCAUUUUCUUGACCAUUCUGACUCCAGUUGGGCCUAGGCUAUGCUGCAGGGCGGAUCAUCCACCAGAGCUCCAACAUGCCAGCAGCAUCUGGAAAGAGAUUCAAACCCAGCAAGUAUGUCCCAGUAUCAGCUGCUGCAAUCUUCCUAGUAGGAUCCACCACUCUCUUCUUCGCUUUUACGUGCCCAGGGCUCAGCUUUGAUAUCUCCCCAAUCAUUCCCAUUUACAAUGCUGUGGUCUUCCUCUUUGUGGUGGCGAACUUCAGUAUGGCCACCUUCAUGGAUCCAGGCAUAUUUCCUCGAGCUGAAGAAGAUGAGGACAAGGAGGAUGAUUUCCGAGCUCCACUAUACAAGACUGUGGAGAUAAAGGGUAUUCAGGUGCGCAUGAAAUGGUGUGCAACAUGCAGAUUCUACCGGCCUCCACGCUGCUCCCAUUGUAGUGUCUGCGACAACUGUGUAGAGGAGUUUGACCAUCACUGUCCCUGGGUGAACAACUGCAUAGGGCGGCGCAAUUACCGCUAUUUCUUCCUGUUCCUACUCUCACUUACAGUACAUAUCAUGGGUGUAUUUGGCUUUGGCUUGCUGUAUGUCCUAUAUAAAGUGGAAGAGCUCUCUGGGAUCCGCAUGGCUGUUACUAUGGCUGUGAUGUGUGUGGCUGGCUUGUUUUUCAUUCCUGUAGCUGGCCUUACAGGGUUCCAUGUGGUACUGGUAGCCAGGGGUCGCACUACCAAUGAACAGGUUACAGGUAAAUUCCGGGGUGGAGUAAAUCCAUUCACCAAUGGUUGCUGUAAGAAUGUCAGUCGUGUUCUCUGCAGCUCCCCAGCCCCCAGGUAUCUUGGGCGGCCAAAGGCAGAGCAGACUGUGUUAGUGAGGCCACCGUUCCUGCGGCCAGAACUAUCAGAUGGGCAGAUUGCUGUAAAGAUAAUGGACAAUGGUAUCCAGGCUGAGCUGAAGAGAUCAAAGUCCAAAGGAAGCCUUGAAGUGACGGAGAGCCAGUCGGCCGAUGCUGAGCCGCCACCCCCACCCAAGCCAGACCUCAGCCGCUACACAGGUCUGAGGACGCAUUUAACCCUGACCACCAAUGAGGACAGCAGUUUGCUAGGCAAGGACAGCCCUCCAACUCCAACCAUGUACAAGUACCGACCUGGCUAUAGCAACAGCAAUACUUCAGCUGCAAUGCCUCACUCCACCAGCGCCAAGCUAAGCCGAGGAGAUAGCCUGAAGGAGCCGACCUCCAUUGCUGAGAGCAGCCGAAACCCCAGUUACCGCUCUGAGCCAAGUCUGGAGCCAGAGAGUUUUCGUUCUCCCACUUUUGGCAAGAGUUUCCAUUUUGAUCCACUUUCAAGUGGCUCCCGCUCCUCCAGCCUCAAGUCUGCCCAAGGCACAGGCUUUGAAAUGGGCCAUCUGCAGUCAAUCCGCUCUGAGGGCACCACUUCCACAUCUUACAAGAGCUUGGUGAACCAGACACGCAAUGGGAGUUUGUCAUAUGACAGUCUUCUCACACCCUCUGAUAGCCCUGACUUUGAGUCAGUGCAGGCGGGCCCAGAGCCAGAUCCCCCCAUGGGUUAUACGUCACCUUUCCUUUCUGCCCGUAUUGCCCAACAGCGGGAGGCUGACCUGCACAGUCGUUUCCCAAGCUCUGGUUCUCCCAAGCACCAGCCACCCCGUGAUUCUUCACCUGUCCGCUAUGACAAUCUUUCACGCCACAUUGUGGCCUCCAUGCAGGAGCGGGAGAAGCUGCUUCAGCAGUCACCUACGCCACCGCCCCUGGCCAAAGAGGAGGACACGGGGCUGGGGGACUCAGGCAUCCAAUCCACACCAGGCUCCAGCAAUGCCCCACGUACCAGCUCCUCCUCGGACGAUUCAAAGCGCUCACCCCUGGGCAAGAACCCACUCACCCGCCCAGUGGCACCUCGCUUUGGCAAGCCAGAGCCACCACAUGCACUCAGAGUGCGCUCACUGGGCUCACCAGACCAGCCUGCAGCCUCCCACUUGAGCAAAUCUGUGUCUUACAGCAGCCAAAAACAGUCGCCCCAGGCCAUCGUCCCAGAGACUGAGGAGGUGGCCUUGCAGCCUUUACUGGCACCAAAAGACGAGGUGCAGACGAGACCCUCCUACAGCAAGUCCAAUGGACAGCCCAAGAACCUGGGCUCAACCUCACCCACCCCUGGCCAGCCACCUCUCAGCAGCCCUACUCGUGGAGGAGUCAAGAAGGUCUCUGGAGUGGGUGGGACUACGUAUGAAAUUUCUGUAUGAGGAGGUGAUCUCUCCGCUGUCUACUCCUCCCUGGCUGAUUCCAAAAUGUCCUGUCCCUGAUGAGCAGGAGACAGGAACUUGCUCAGCAGAUGGUUACCCCAUCGCAUGCAUGGACCUUUAUUUUCUUUUUUCCCCCUUUCUUUUUUUAACAAACCUAAUUUUUGGAGGGUGGGAGAGAGCACAGGGGACAAUUACCUUUUAAAACUAAACUAUCUGGGAUUGGGAGAGUCCCUAAACACUACAGCAGGAUCCAGCCUUGCUCACCUCCACAGCCUGCACUCUUCCUCUCAACAACCAAGAGACUGCAAUUUGUAGCACACACUGCCGAGAGAGAAGGGGAGGGGCAUGCUAUCAGCACCUCUCUGUGGGAGAAGGUGCAGGCUGAAGCUUGCCCCACUACCAACAGGACAGUCAAUUGUGGACCUCGUGCAAUCGCUCACCUAGCGCAGUAGGAGUGGAUCAUUUUUUUAUUUUUUUUAUUAUUGUUACGGAUUCUAUUUUUUCCUCUUCUGAGUUACUGGGUGUGUGUAUAUAUAAAUAUCUAUAAAUAUAUAAAUAUAACUAUAAAAAGAAAUUAUAUAUCUACCCAUAUUGAGGGAGGGAGGCCCAGGCAGACCCCAUUAGCUGGGCCUGAGGAAACCACAUGUUAAGUUAAGUUCAGGGGCAUUUAAGUUCAGGGGAGUCUAGAGGCAUGUAUUAGAUCAGCUAAUUGGUUUACUUUGAAUGGUUCGGGCAGCCCCCCCCCAAUCCCCAACGAAACCUCUGUAAAGCCACCACGCCAGGACAAGUAGGGCUGAGGAAAUGCCAGCGUGGCAUUUAACCUGGCCUAGUCAUCCCAGUGCCUGUUCCCAGGCAUGAGCUUGCCUUGUAUGCAGUUCUGGAUUGUCCAUUCCGGAAAGGAGCAUACAGAGGCCAUCACCUUCCGCAUCCCUGCUCAUUUGAGCUAUAUUGCGCUGGAAGACUUUCCCCAUGAGUCAAUGCCUCUUUCCUGGGGUGCUUAGAAGGUUUCAGAAAACCAGGGGCGUUUUCAGCUUCCAGGCUGACGUUGACUUUUUAAGAAAAUGACUUCCAGUAAAAGCACACAAUCCCCUGCAACUCAGGCAGAACCGCAUGCAGAGUUCUAGGGCCUGGGAAGGUGCUUGGGGUUCUGAGUGGCAGGAGGAGGGUGGCAAUGGCAUUGGGGCUUGGGUCCCUUACGUGGAAAUACUGUAUUUAGUAAACCCCUCCCCCCAGGUGGUUUCCCCUGCUUUUUUACAUUGCUUUUAUGAAUUGCUCCAUAUUGAUUUCUUGUGGUGUCACGGUUCUUUAUUUACAAACUGGGCAAGAGAAAGAAGAGGAAAAAACAAACCAAAAAGCAAUAUUUUUCCAUAUGCCAAAAAUGUUUCUCCACCCAUAAACGCCUAUGAAAGUAAAAAAUCAGAGCAACCCAGGAAUCCAACAAUCUCUAGUCACUACUGACUCUUUCUCUAUGGCAAUAUCUUAAUUGUGGUCUUCACUGAGCCACACUUUUAUUUUUAUUAUGACUAGCCAUUUUAAAAUGAGGAAUAAAAAAAUAUAAUGAGCCACUCCC